AUGGCGGUGGCUCCGGUUCGAUGCCGGCGAUGGGAGGUUAUGGCACUGGGACAAGUGGAGGGACCUGAAGACUUGCUUUAUGACUCAAGUGGCGGAGGCGUGAUAUAUACAGGGUGUAGCGAUGGGUGGAUCAAGCGAGUCACGGUGAACGAUUCGGCGGCCGACUCGGUGGUCCAUGACUGGGUCAACACUGGAGGAAGACCUCUCGGUCUUGCUCUGGGCCUCAAUGGUGAUAUCUUAGUCGGUGAUGCAUACAAGGGCUUGGUGAGAGUGACAAGAGAAGGGAAGAUUGAGUUGCUGACAGAUGAGGUUGAAGGAGUAAAGUUUAAAUUAACAGAUGGAGUGGAUGUUGCAGAAGAUGGCACCAUUUAUUUCACAGACGCUUCCUACAGAUACAGUUUAAAUAAUUUCAUGUUCGACUUUCUGGAAGGGAAGCCUCAUGGAAGACUCAUAAGCUAUGAUCCAUCAACCAACCGCACCACACUUUUGGCCUCCAAUCUCCACUUUGCCAAUGGAGUUGCAGUCUCACCAGAUCAACAAUUUGUGGUCUUCUGUGAAACCCCAAGAAAGUAUAAUAUAAAGGGCUCUAAGAAGGGGAGAAUUGAAAAUUUUAUUGAAGAUCUACCUGGUUUCCCCGAUAACAUUCAUUAUGAUGCACAAUCACAACGUUAUUGGGUUGCCAUGGCUAUGCCGUCAAAUCUGAGGCAUGAAGCAGUGGCAGAGAUUAUGGAGGCAAGUGGGGGACUUGUUUCUGUGGACUUGGAAGGAAAAGUAAUGAGUCAUUACAAUGAUACAGAGUUGAUUUUGGUUUCAAGUGGCAUUAAGAUCGCAAGUUCUAUCUAUUUUGGCUCUUUGCUUUAUCCCUUCAUCCUUCGUCUCCAUCUCUAG
Neltuma alba is the source of this 888-nucleotide messenger RNA. RefSeq names its product protein STRICTOSIDINE SYNTHASE-LIKE 5-like. Gene Ontology annotation, cellular component: endomembrane system. Lineage: Eukaryota; Viridiplantae; Streptophyta; Magnoliopsida; Fabales; Fabaceae. Gene Ontology annotation, molecular function: hydrolase activity. The record is from RefSeq and is a predicted model, not a curated record. The coding region runs from base 1 to 888 and encodes 295 amino acids. The transcript has 4 exons.